AUGCCGCCCCCGGCCCCGUCGCCCCCCUCCCGGCCCGGCCAGGCCUUCACCAUCGCAGCCCUGCUGGGACGAGCCUCGCCCCCCCCGACCCCAACCCCGACCCCGACCCCAGCCCCGCUUUUGCCCCCCUGGGGACCCCUCCGGGACCCCCCCCCCGGUCCCACAACCCCUCCCCGGCCGCUCUGCGCCGCCUGCUGCGGACCCCCCCCAGCCUGGGCAGCUCGCCUGGGAGCCACAGGCUUCCUCCUCUCCAAGUGCUGCUUCCCCAUCCUCAAGGCCAAGGCCGGCAAGGCCAAGCGGGUGCGGACCAUCUUCACCAGCGAGCAGCUGGCCCGGCUGGAGAAGGAGUUUGCGCGGCAGCAGUACCUGGUGGGCGCCGAGCGGGGCCUCCUCGCCUCCGCCCUGCACCUCACCGAGGAGCAGGUGAAAGUCUGGUUCCAGAACCGGAGGAUCAAGUGGAGGAAGCAAAGCCUGGAGCAGCAGCAAGCCAAACUGGCCAAGAUGGGCCUGGCCGCCCCGCAGAGGAGCCCCGACUCGCAGAGCCGCCGCGGCGAGGAGGAGCAGGACUUCCCGGCGGGGGCAGAGGACCUCCAGGAGGCCGCGGCCCCCCCUGCACAGACUGUGGCAAAGUGCUGCUGA
Cygnus atratus (black swan) is the source of this 639-nucleotide messenger RNA. Its product is annotated as homeobox protein not2-like. Gene Ontology annotation, biological process: neuron differentiation; regulation of DNA-templated transcription; central nervous system development. The record is from RefSeq and is a predicted model, not a curated record. Gene Ontology annotation, molecular function: DNA-binding transcription factor activity, RNA polymerase II-specific; DNA binding. Bases 1 to 639 code for a protein of 212 amino acids. The transcript is spliced from 3 exons. NCBI's taxonomy places the organism in Eukaryota, Metazoa, Chordata, Aves, Anseriformes, Anatidae.